AUGCGCCUCCAAUAACACGAGCGUUGCACAAUGUGGGGUCGCGAUGCUGAGGCCUCAAAGUCACGGAGUUGUACCGGCGAACUGACAGACAAAAGUCACAUUUAAGCUCUGCUGUAGUCAGAUUUGGAUAUAUAGGAUAGCCUGCAAUAAGGCAGUGACCUUUUGACGAGGUCCACAUUUGCCAGCCCCCUUUCCUCUGUAGUUCAGAUUCAGAGGUCCAUCAUGUCCACCCAGAUUUGUAGAGUGGUGGAGUUCAUGGUGCGCUCUACUUGCUGCCAGACCAUCAGAAGAACGGCUUCCUCUGGACUCUGUGUUUAUCGGGCUCCGGUGCUUCUUAAAAGGAACUACAGCCUGGACUCGCACUCUUUGGUCCCUGGUCGCUCCCAACAGCCCUGUGCAGACAAGACAUCCACCUCUUCAGCAGUCACACACAGAAACCUGUCUGCUGUGGCCGUACAGGGCCAGCGCCGUCCUCUGUGCCAGUAUGACUUCCUGGACAUCAAAGAGGUAGAGGAGAAUAUUCGCCUUGCUCAGGCCUGUAAAAAAAUUAGAUCCUUCAUAGUGGAUCCUGAUCUGGCUGAUCUGAUAACGCAGCGUCUGGGACCCUUGGAUACCAAAACUGUCAUAUUCGAAUGUAACCCAGGGCCUGGGGUGCUGACGAGGACACUGCUAAAUGCUGGAGCACAGAGAGUUGUGGCUCUUGAAGGUCAUAAGAUCUUUCUACCUGAGCUAAAGAAGCUGGAAAGCUGCCUUGAUGGUCAGUUGGAAGUGAUUCACUGCGACUUCUUGAAAUUAGACCCCAUUGGCAACGGAAUCCUAAAACCUCCUGCCAUGCUCUCUGACAAAUUGUUCACCGACUUGGGAAUAUCAGAGACUAGCUGGACUGAUGACGUCCCGGUGAAAGUGGUGGGUAUCCUGCCCCAGCGGAAAGAGCGCGGCAUGCUGCUGAAGAUGGUUUAUUCUUUGUUUGAACGGCAGUCUAUCUACAGAUAUGGCAGAAUAGAGCUCAACCUCUUAAUGAGUGAGAUGGAAUACCUGAAACUGGUUGCACGUCCAGGUGAUAUGAUGCACUACAGAGGCUUCAGUGUCCUAUGGCAGAUGGCCUGUGAUAUUGAACUACUGCACAAGGAGCCCAGGGAGUCAUUUAUGAUAUCUUCAAAACGGCGUACAUCCAGCCCUAAGAGCAGUCUUCCCAAUGACAACCUGUGCCUGGUGCGCCUUCGUCCGCGGAAUGAUCUGUUCUCUACGGGCCUCACUCCGUCUAAUGCUCCAGCUCUGCUGAUGAUGAUCAGACAGUGUCUGACAAAGAGAAAGGCCAGGCUCAUUGAUAGGCUCAAUCUCUGGUCUCCAGAUAGUGGGAGUAAGCUGUUAUCUGAGAUGGGCAUGCUGGAGGACACACUGACAGGCCAUGUAUAUCCAAAGGAGUACCUUCAACUGUUUCUGCUGAUGGACAAGAGUGAGGCGUUCUCACGGAGCUGGCUUUAUGAGGAGACAUUUAUGAACACAGAAAAGAUUGGUUGGGCCUAAAUAUAUAAAUAUAGACAUCCUGAUUGUGUAUAUAGUUUUUUAAAAAAAAUGAAAUACAAAAAGUAAAAAAAAACAAACCCAAAUGUAUAGUAAUUUAAUAUAAAUGAGACUAAUUUGUGAUUUCAAAUGGGGACACAGUAGAUACAUAAAACAGAAACAGAAAAGAUGCAUCAUGCAGAUGUUCAGGUAUUUUUUAGGUAUGUUACCUGACUUAAUACACUGACAGUGAUUGAAAUGAUGAAAAUGUUUGUGGCUACUUUACAGCUAUGGAGGAAUGACACCAACUGACCAUCUGUGUUGUCCUGAACUGGGAUUCCCAUGAAUUGAAACUUAAAUGCCUCCUUCUGUGUCCUCAUGUGAGAUUUUCUUUUUUUGAUUGCCAGUGGGAAAAAAUGGGUUUCUGCAAUGAAAAGAUUUAAAAUCAUCACUGAACAAAGGUUUUUAUGAUUAGUCAAACCAUGUUUAAAAAGAAAAAAACCCUUAACUGAGAUGAGGAGAAAUCUCAUCUAUGCAGUAGGUCAUGCAAACAUCAUAAUUUAGAAAUGUGCAUGUACUUUGUUGAAAUAAUUAACACAGUUAACUGCAGUUUUGCUGAUGCAAUAUAGUGUCACAAGACUAACCCAGAACACAGCCUUGCAAAUAUUCUGUAUAAUUUUCCAGACUGACACCUUUAGGGGAGAAACAGUGCAGGAACACAGAGGAUGUUUUUCAUUGAAUAACAUCAUACCUUGUAUAUUUUUGUAUAUUCGUUGUGAGUGCAUAAACUUGUUUAAAUGUCUUGUAUGGAAUGUGUGAUUUAUUCUGCGGCCUGGAGGAUUGAACUGAAAAACUCCCAAUUGCAAGUUCCCCUUUGGGCUGGUCAUAUGCUUUCAAAAUUUUUCUGUUUUUGGGAAUUGUAUCUUGUGUCAUGAAAGCCUGAGUAUCUGUUUCCAUGCCAUACUUGCAAAGCAGUAGAAUAUUGUGAUUCAGAAAUAAAUUAUUUUAAUGUAAAGACCA
Scatophagus argus is the source of this 2523-nucleotide messenger RNA. RefSeq names its product transcription factor B2, mitochondrial (gene tfb2m). NCBI's taxonomy places the organism in Eukaryota, Metazoa, Chordata, Actinopteri, Scatophagidae. Gene Ontology annotation, cellular component: mitochondrial matrix. Bases 223 to 1527 code for a protein of 434 amino acids. The record is from RefSeq and is a predicted model, not a curated record. Gene Ontology annotation, biological process: transcription initiation at mitochondrial promoter; rRNA methylation. Gene Ontology annotation, molecular function: rRNA (adenine-N6,N6-)-dimethyltransferase activity; mitochondrial transcription factor activity. The transcript is spliced from 10 exons.